CGUGCUCUGCCAGGAGCCUAUCGCAUUAGAAUGUCGUCUGUCUCUAUGGGAACGGUUGAUACAACUAAUAAGUCCCAGCUCGUGAGGUUCCACCGCUCCCUAUGAUCAUUACCUCAAAGCUGCUUCUCUUCAGCACUCCAUCCAUGGGUCACACUAUGACAUCAUCAGGACGCUGAGCGCCCACCUACCUGCCAGAGCAUUGGAGGGAAGAGGAGAACACUGACUGCAGAGGGAGUUGGGAACAAGGUCUGUGAAAAGAAAGAAACAUGUCUGAUCCCAACAUUCUGGUAUCAACAAAUGAGUCAAAUCCACAUGAAGGACUUGAAGUAUCGGAAGGAUUUGAAGCAUCAGAUGUGGACAGUGAACAACAAGAAAACAUAUGCAGACACUGUUUUCCAAAUGAAUUACACCAAGAGAUAAAUGGGGAGGGAUCAGAAACAAAGAACAGACCACAAGUUCUAGAUGGAAAAGACGUAGUAAGCCCGGAUCCUCUGGCAGGCCAGGAAGAAAUAGCACUGCAAUGGCAUGCAAUGGAAGACAUGGAACUUCAGCAAUGGUCUGAUGGCUCCAUCUACAGAGGAAAUAUUACUAUGAACAUGAAGCUCGGAGUUGGGGAAUUCAGAUGGGCCAAUGGAGAGAGUUAUAUUGGUGAAUUUUACAAGGAUCAUCACCAUGGCAAGGGGACUUACUACUGGCCUGAUGGCUGUAAAUUCACUGGCUUCUUUUACCUCAGCCGGAAGGAAGGCUAUGGGACCAUGAUAUUUCCUGAUGGCAAAAGUUACCAGGGGCUGUACAAGUCGGAUGUGCGCUAUGGGCCUGGCUUUGAAACUUACAGUGAUGGGUGCCAGGAUGUUGGCAUCUGGAAGGGACAGCAGUUGUUCAGAUUGUGCACUGUGGUACCUGGCUCUAUCUCCAUCCUUUCUUACCCACAAUUUAGUCAGCCUCAGAAGACAAAUACAAGAUGUGUUAGCGAAGAUCACGAUUCUGUUACAGAGAAGGGAAAGGCUGAGGAUCCCUUUUUAUUCCGAUAUAAAUUCCUACUACUGGAGGACAGAUUCACCCUUCCUAAGAAGAUCUAUUCCUACUCCUCUGACACUGACCACCUCCCUAUCACCCCUUCUGAGCAUCUAGAGUUUAAUCAGCACUUUUACAGGGACCAGCAAGAGGUUGGCAGUCAUGUUACCUUUGAUAAUGUACAGCCUAACAGUGGAAUGAGGAAGAUUUAUCUGCAUGUUAAUGAACACAGACACAGCCCAGAGCACUUGAAAUGGGGAAUUAUUUCUAUUAUGAACGGAGACAGAUAUAUGUUUGGCCCGAUAGGUCCCCGUGAGCGGGUGGCAGAGCAGCUGAUAGUGGCGGCUGGACUGGGAGAUUAUGAUGCCAUUUCCACAAUCCUGAGACAUGAUCUGGCCCAUGUGGACGUGUCUGACAAGUGUGGGCUGACAGCUCUGCAGGCUGCAGCGGUAAAUGGUCAUAAUAACGUCAUUAACCUUCUGCUUGACAAUGGAGCGGAUGUUAAUAAGAGCAAUGAUGAAGGAUUAUCAGCUUUGUCCUUGUGCCUGAUGCUGUUUUACAGCUCCAAACCAUUCUGGCCGAAUGUGGCAGAGCGGAACCUCUCGUUCAGCAAGGAAGAAUCAAGUGACUUCACGUUGAGGAUCAGUGGAAGUGAAGGGAAUGCUGCCCAUGAGAAGGAUGACCAAAUGCCUACAGUUUUGGAGACAUGUCUUGACGUACCAUAUAGUGAGACUGGUCCUGGACAGGAAGCAUUGGAUUCCACCUCUGAUCCUCACAAGGAUAAAAACCUAAGAUCUACAAUCAACCUGCUUCUCCUGCGAGGUGCUGACCCGGAUAUGUGCUCCAUCCCCAUGCAUCCUUUAUUCUUUGCAGUCAGAGCUGCAGAUGCCGACACUGUACAGUUACUGCUGGAAUGUGGAGCAAGCACUGAUGUCCGUCUGUCGACAGCGAACGGUUCCUUGACUCCUCUCCACAUAGCAGCAGCUUUGCCAGUAGCUGAAGGAACUCGGAUCACAGAGAUUCUGCUAUUUGCCGCUUCAGAUCCCAAUGCCAGCGCUGAGGAUGAGGACUAUGUGUAUGAUCCUGACAGGGGAGAUAGCCCUGGAACAGUUCUGGGAUUUCCUAUGAAAGGCUGCCUUGACUCUGGUCUGCCUCUCUACAACUAUUAUGAGAAAAGCCCCCAUGUCCCAGAAGAGGGUGGCCGCACACCCUUGCAUGUAGCGUGUGAGAGAGAAGACAACUACAAGCUUGCCAAGGAUACAAUUUCUAUACUUCUGGAUCACAAUGCCAAGGUCAAUACCCUGUGGAGUGGGCACUCUCCUCUGUCCUUGGCCAUUGCCAGUGGAAAUGAUAUGGCUGUGAAAGAGCUAUUGGCAAAUGGUGCAGAUCCCAACCUGCCUCUGAGCAGAGGAGUGGGCAGUGCCCUGUGUGCAGCCGUGAAUACCGCAUAUGAAAAACACAGGACUCUGGCUGCAAGAAUUGCUCUGGUGGAUAGACUUAUAAAAUCUGGAGCCAAUAUAUUAAUGCCGAUCCUUAUAGGAGAAGGAAAGAGGACAGCACUGGGUACAGCUACAGACUAUGCCUACUACAAAUACUUCCAGGAUAAGAAGAUAGCACACACACCAUACCAUGCGUUGUCCCCCGAGGAAAGGGACAUUUUUAAUGCAAGAAAACAACUCUUGGAGCACUUGGGAGAACUUACUCGAGAGGCUGUUAAAGCAAAAGAAAAGGAGUGGGCAAAUGAUGGUAUAAUCCGUAGCUCUUCUACACACAGAGAUCCAGAGAGAAAAGUGCACACACAUGAAGCAUUAGGAGAAGGGCACAUGUAUGCACCCAAAAAAACAUUUUUCAAACACUGUUAUCAGUGUGGCCGUUCUGUUGGAGUCAAGCUGACCCCGUGUUUGCGCUGUUACUCAAUAUAUACAUGCAGCAAACAAUGCAAGCACAAAUCAUGGACUGAACUUCAUAAAGAUGAAUGUCUCCAGCAUUCAGGAAAGCUCAGCAGUAAGAUGACUCCAGCCAGAGGUGAUUGGAGCAGUCAUGGUGGGCACGGUGUAGCUGCCACCACUGAGAAUUAUAGCUUUAAUUAACAGAAAUGGUGGACAGUAUUGUAACAGAAUUGGUUCACUUUCUUGUAUAGAGAUCUCUCUUCAUUAAACCCUAAUACCACGUUCAAUUUAAAUCCACAAGAAAUAUUCCAGGUGUAUCAAAACAAAAGUUACACUUGGUUUUCUUUAGUAGCCACAUCCUAAGUAGAAAAGCCUGCCCCUGCCAACCAGUGUGAUGUAUUGAUCCAACAUGCCCCCUGCCACGUCAGAGCUAGAACCUUUGGUGAUUGUAGAGCUAUAGGUCAGACACAACGGGGGGCGUGUCAGACCUCUGCAGAGAGACCACUGCUUCCCCACUGAGAGAAAGAGUCCCUACUUACAGCAGACUGGCAGGUGACAGGCCUUUCUAUUGUGUGACUAUUUUCUAAAAAUGUAAGUCUUUGCACACCUCUUGUUUUGAUACACUUGCAAUUUAUUUAAACUGAAAGAUCGAGUGGGCUUUAAAUUAAACCUGCCGUGAGAGAUAUAGGGGCUCCCAUUGUUAUUUUCUGCUGAAAAACUUAGUUACCUGGUUGUUAUACUGACCUCUGGCAUCAAUACUUUCUGAAUCACUGCUCAGAAUAAAGUAUGCAGAUUAGGAUAAAAGUGAUUGAAUAUAGAGGGUUACUAUGACAGCCAGGCAAACAGAAUUAUUAGAAGAGGCCAACAGCGGCAGCCUGAAUAUUACUUUCAUGUCGGGUUUUCUAAUACAUUUUUUUUUUUCCUAAUUUUUUUAUCAGUAAUGUUAUUCAUAAAAUAGCGGAGAGCCUGAUCUUAUUUGUGCAUGUACAGUAUGGGCCAGAUUCUCGUAGUUUGGCGUAACUUUGUUCGGCGUAACGUAACCUAUUUACGUUACGCCUCC
Messenger RNA from Rana temporaria (common frog), 3963 nucleotides. It is a transcript of the gene ANKMY1, whose product is annotated as ankyrin repeat and MYND domain containing 1. Lineage: Eukaryota; Metazoa; Chordata; Amphibia; Anura; Ranidae. Gene Ontology annotation, molecular function: protein binding. The transcript is spliced from 18 exons. The record is from RefSeq and is a predicted model, not a curated record. The coding region runs from base 267 to 3104 and encodes 945 amino acids.